Bombyx mandarina (wild silkworm) is the source of this 1296-nucleotide messenger RNA. Its product is annotated as carboxypeptidase B. Gene Ontology annotation, biological process: proteolysis. The record is from RefSeq and is a predicted model, not a curated record. NCBI's taxonomy places the organism in Eukaryota, Metazoa, Arthropoda, Insecta, Lepidoptera, Bombycidae. Gene Ontology annotation, molecular function: zinc ion binding; metallocarboxypeptidase activity.
AUGAGAGGUUUCGGUUUGAUUUUGUGUCUAAUAUUUAAUUACGUAUUUGCGAAGCACGAAUUUUAUGAAGGUCAUGGCCUGUACCAAGUGGACGUGAUUUUUGUGGAACAAACACAGUACCUCCAAGAAUUACAAUCCAAAUAUGCCAUCGAUGUUUGGAUUAACGCACAUCCAGGGAGGCAAGGGCAGAUUCUCGUUCCUGAUUACCUGAAAGAAAAGUUCGAAGAAGAACUUAAAGUUGCUGGAAUUGGAUACACAUUACUAGUAGAAAAUAUCAAGGAGAAAUUGGACUUGGAAGAUUCUUUGUUAGAAGCUGCUGCAGCUAGAACCAAUAGGUCCAAGUCUAGUCCUGGAUUGUCGUUUGAUGUUAUCCACAGAUAUGACGUGGUUGAUCAGUAUCUAGUGGACUUGGCCAAUAGCUACCCUGAAACCGUCACCGUUGUUUCGGCUGGGAAAAGCGUCGAAGGCAGGGAUAUCAAGUAUCUAAAAAUUUCCACAACAAAUUUUCAGGACACUAGGAAACCAGUAGUGAUGCUCCAAUCUCUUCUUCACGCGAGAGAAUGGGUGACCCUUCCAGGAACACUUUACGCUAUUGAGAAACUGGUGAUCGAUGUAACUGAGAGCGACCUUCUCCAAGAUAUUGACUGGAUCAUCCUGCCCAUUGCCAACCCUGACGGAUACGAAAUUUCUCAUACAGAAUUUCGAUUCUGGCGCAAAAAUCGCGCCCCUCACGCUUGUAUGGGCGGCGUCGACCUUAAUCGCAAUUUCGACGUCUUCUGGGGAAUAUGGUCCAGCUCGAAUCCUUGCGCCGAGGAUUACCGUGGGCCGUAUGCUUUCUCCGAACCAGAGACCGCGAUAAUCCGUGAUAUUCUACACGAAUAUAGAAACCGCUUGGAAGUCUACAUUGAUCUCCACAGUUUUGGCAGCAUGAUCUUAUUUGGCUAUGGUAACGGUCAGCUUGCGCCUAAUGCACUGACGCUCAAUUUCCUUGGAGUCCAGAUGGCACAGGCCAUUGAUGCUGUCAAAUGGCCCCAGAAUAGAAAUUACAUUGUGGGUCAUAUUCCGUCAAUCCUUUACAGGGCUUCUGGUGUGUCUAGCGACUACGCUACUAGUGUGGGUAUACCAUUAAGCUAUACAUAUGAACUGCCAUCCUACAGGGGUAUUGUCGGCACAUUACAAGGCUUUCUGGUGGAGCCUGAAUUUAUUGCUCAAGCUGGAUUCGAGACAUGGCAAGGUAUCAAAGUGGCAGCUCGAUUUGCUGUCAGGAAUUUCAGAAGCCGUACUACUGAAAAGUAG